AUGUGGCAAAAGACGAAACGUUACUCGAAGAAAGGCUUCGACAAGACAUGGGACACCAUCGACAAGCUCGGCGCCCCCGUCAACCGUCUCUCUAAUAAGCUCGGCGCCGAAGCCUUCUGGCCCAUGGCCAUCGAUAAAGAAAGCGACAAGGCCGCUCGCAUUCUACGCAGCUUCUGCAAGGAUGGCUUCUAUGCGCCUGAAACGGAAGAAUAUACCGACGCAGAUGGCAAGAUCAAUCGCCCCAAGGGAAAGCAGCGGGUCGUCAAGAAAAUCCCCUCACAAGUGGUGAAAAAUGCAAAGGGUCUGGCCAUCUUUACGACCAUGCGCACCGGUCUCUGGGUGAGUGGCUCUGGUGGUAGUGGGGUCUUGCUGGCUCGGAUCCCAGAAACGGGCGAAUGGAGCCCGCCAUCGGGCAUCAUGCUCCACACGGCCGGUAUUGGAUUCUUGGCCGGCGUUGACAUCUAUGACUGCGUCGUUGUUAUCAAUACCUAUGAGGCCUUGGAAGGCUUCAAGAAAGUCCGCUGCACCCUCGGCGGAGAACUUUCCGUCAGUGCCGGUCCGGUUGGUGCCGGUGGCGUCCUUGACUCCGAAGUCCACAAACGACAGGCUCCCGUCUGGACUUACAUGAAGAGUAAAGGGCUUUACGCCGGCGUCGCCGUUGACGGAACCAUCAUCAUCGAACGUACCGACGAAAACGAGAAAUUCUACGGCGAACGCAUCUCCGUCUCGGACAUCUUGGCAGGCAAAGCCCGACACCCGCCCGACUCCCUCCGAACGCUCCAGCAAACCAUCAAAGCCGCCCAAGGCGACACCGACGUCGAUGAAGAAGUGAUCCCGCCACCCGGCGAAACUCCUGGCGAUAUUGACCUCCAGGACAUCGAAGGCUUCGGCGUCCCCGACCCAGAUGACCCGGAUCCGUACGGAGUAAAGGCAUUAGAGGCAGAGGGCCUCUUCAUUCGGGAGGCUUCUACAAAAGUAAGAGCAUCACCUGAGAGCUUUCAGUUCAAACCAAGCAUUAGUAGUCCUGUCUACGCGACGUUCCGACGCAGCCUCGACAGCUCGCGAAAUAGCUGGCGAGCCAGCGUUCAGAGCUACACCAGCGUGGACCGUGGCACACAGACUCAUGAGGCCCCGCUAACUGCCACCACGUCAGUAAGCCGAGCAUCCUCACGCAGCGCGAAGGAAUCCACAGGCAUCCCGGUUAGUAACUGGGAUGAAGAUGCACAAUGGGACACUGUACCGAUCCACGGCGGAGAGGGGGGAGAGGAGGAAGAGGAGGAAAGGAAGGAAGAGAGGAACAAUGUGGCCGUCUCCAGGCCGGAAAGCAAGGCGUCAUCGUCUUCUCCAGUGGAAGAAUCGGAUUCCAAGCGCACGUCGCCGACUUUCACCCGCGCCCGUCUGGUCACCAUUCCCAAGCGUCCUACGCCGCCUGCUCUGCCCCCACGUCACCCCCGACACACCUGGGGUUCUGGUUCUAGCCGGGAAUCGCCAUCUCCGACAGCUCGCUCGCAUUCCACCGAGCCCACGGACGUCGAGUAUGAGCCUAUCCUGCCCAUCGAGACCAUCCAGAAACCAUCGGCCUUGCCUUCCAAUGUGAAGAUGCUCCAAGCCAAUACCGUCCUCCCAGCUGUUGUGAAUGAGGACGAUGACGAUCUUCUCGAUGAAUCGGAUUCUGAGAUCCCCGCCGAUAAGGAAGAAUUCUUGUCUGCCAACGGUGACGAUGACGACCUGGAAGAAAGCAACACCCCGGUGAAGGAUAUGACUCCGGAAGCGAACGCAGACUCUGACCGUAAGGAAUCGGUCUCUGCCAUCUCUGCCAAGUCUGGCGACACUAUCGAACCGAAUGAUGAGUCGAAAUUUGCGGAGAAGCUGGAUGAAUCGCUAUGUCUAGUCGAACUCGAAGAUAACGUCCACGGAGCCAAGGCCGAAGAUGAGGCCAUCGCCCCUGCUGCUACUGCUACUGCUACCACUGCCGACUCAGAGGAGACACCCUCCAACAUAAAGUCCGGCAAGCAGGACCUCGCACACAUCUCCGCCGAUCUUGCGUAA
Molecule: messenger RNA, 2049 nt
Organism: Penicillium waksmanii
Lineage: Eukaryota; Fungi; Ascomycota; Eurotiomycetes; Eurotiales; Aspergillaceae
Product: lipid-binding SYLF domain-containing protein
Exons: 2
Coding region: 1-2049 (682 amino acids)
Molecular function (GO): phosphatidylinositol binding
Source: RefSeq, a predicted model, not a curated record